Molecule: messenger RNA, 2426 nt
Organism: Sinocyclocheilus anshuiensis
Lineage: Eukaryota; Metazoa; Chordata; Actinopteri; Cypriniformes; Cyprinidae
Product: NF-X1-type zinc finger protein NFXL1-like
Exons: 19
Coding region: 99-2204 (701 amino acids)
Biological process (GO): regulation of DNA-templated transcription
Cellular component (GO): nucleus
Molecular function (GO): DNA-binding transcription factor activity, RNA polymerase II-specific; RNA polymerase II transcription regulatory region sequence-specific DNA binding; zinc ion binding
Source: RefSeq, a predicted model, not a curated record
CUCACCGUGAGCGGUUAACGACUACAUUUCCCAUCAUGCUCUGCGUUGCUGCCGUCUUCCGCGGGCGUGCUGAUCGUUAGAGUGACUCGUGUCGACUCAUGGAUCCGGCGUGGAGACAGCGGGGUCGAGGUCGGGGUCAGGGCAGAGGUCAGAUCACCGCCAACCCCUCGACGGCACGUCCUCCUGGAGCUGUGGGGUCAGAGGUCAGAGGAGCGAGCGAGCUGAAAGUGUCGUCUCAGUCCAGGUUUGAGGAGAUCAGGAAGACUGACCAGUCGGCUGCGCAGCGAUUGGCCACAGAGACACACAGCUCUUCCUCUGAGGAUGAGGAUGACGUUAGUGAAGAUGGAGGGAAGCGGGGGCAGAUUCUCCAGUCAGCUCUCUCUCCGUACAGCUCUCACACGGGUGAUGCUGACAUCCGUCUUCUGGAGAAGACCCGUCAUUACUUACAUGAAGUGUGUCAGUCUGGAGGAGUCACGUGUCUGAUCUGCAUCGCUUCUGUCAGGAGAACACAGGCCGUGAGACUCACAGACACACUCACUCAUACACACACACACUCACAGGCGUACUCAUGUGGAUGCAGAUAUUACUUCAUGUUCAUCAAGCAGUUCUGCAGGGCUCCGGUGUGUUUCAUUCAGUGCUGUGUUUGUUCAGAGAGCGUGUUACCGUGUACGGUGGAUGUGCCCACCUGUGGAGACACCUGCGGGAAGAAACUGGACUGUGGUUUACACACCUGCUCAAUGCGCUGCCACAGAGGAGCCUGUGAGACCUGCCGACAGGAGGUAGAAAAGACGUGCCGAUGUGGCCGCUACAGCAAACUUCUGCCCUGUCAUAAGGAAUAUCUCUGCGAGUCCAAAUGCAACAAGACACGGGCCUGCAGCCGACACCAGUGCAAGAGAAAGUGUUGUCCAGGGAGCUGCCCUCCGUGUGACAUGAGCUGCACUCGAAUGUUGGGCUGCAGGAACCACAAAUGCCCGUCUGUGUGCCACCAAGGCAGUUGUUAUCCGUGUCCGGAGAUGGUGGAGGUGCGGUGUGAUUGCGGCUCGACUGUGAUCUCUGUGCCCUGCGGGAGAGAGAAAAGCACCAGACCGCUGCGCUGUAAGCAGCUCUGCAGGAAGCCGGCGUUGUGCCAUCACUCGUCUCAGGAGCAGCACCGGUGUCACUCCGGCCCGUGUCCGCUCUGUAAGCAUGUAAUCUGGCAAACGCCUGCUAUCUCGGCACGCAGCUCUGAUAUCCAAAUGUCAGGCGGAGAGUGUGUGACGGCUGGAGUCAAGGCCAGUCAGAAGAUCAGCCGCGGCUUCUUGAAAGUCACAUUGUGCAGAGGACUCAGCUGGUUCCUGUGGUCCUGUCCCGGUGGCUGUCUAGGAGACAAGGUGAGUCCGGUUCCAUGUCACACUCGUGGGCCGUUCUCCUGCGGCCGGUCAUGUGGACGGACUUUAGCGUGUGGGAAUCAUAGCUGCAGUUUGGAGUGCCAUCAUGUGACCGCUGUGCCAAACUCAGACAAAACUAAGGCCAGUCAGGAGUGUGAGCAGUGUGAGGAGGUCUGUUCAAAGCCCCGUCCCGUCGGCUGUACCCACCCGUGUGCACUGCCCUGUCACCAUGGUAACUGCCCUCCCUGUCGGCUGAUGGUCCGUCAGCGCUGCCACUGUAAGAUCUCCAGCCUGUACAUCGAGUGUGUGAAGUUCACGUCUGCGGAUGAACAGGGCAAACACCUGCUGAGCUCCUGUCAGAAUCAGUGUCCAAAACAGUUGGGAUGUGGGCACCGCUGUAAGCUGCUGUGUCACCCGGAUGAGUGCGAUCAGAGCUGCAGUCAGCGAGUGAAGCUCAAGUGUCCCUGCAAGAGGAUCAAAAAGGAAUUCCCCUGUUCUCGUGUGAGGUCAGAGAUGGACUUGGUCGUGUGUGAUGAGACGUGUCGAGAGUUACAGAAGAAACAUGCAGAGGCUUGUGCAGCAGAGGAAAGAGCCGCUCUGGAGGAAGAAAUGAGAAAACAGCAGGCUGAGCUGGAGGCAUUUGAGAAACGACAGAAAGGACGGAGGAAGAAGAACAGGAAAGUCACCGAGGUGGAGACAGAGGAGGGGGUGUGGCACAGAUAUAAGCUCCGCCUCCUGAUGCCCAUCUGUGGCAUCCUGUUGGCUGUGGCGGCGUUCUGUCUGCUGCAGCUGACCAAUCAGGAGACGGACAGUGAACGUACCUCAGCAGCUUCCUGAGUGUCAACAGUAUUUUCUUUCAGUUUUACAAACUAAAACUUUUUUUCACCCUUUAAUUGACUUGCGUAGAUAAUUAGAAUGCUAGUUAUAUACAUGUCUGCAUAUGAUUAUUUAGUCUUCACACAAUGGAAGCUGUGAUUUUCUGAUUGACUGUGCCUCACUUUUAUUAAAACUGUCAAGUUAAUUUAAAGUGUCAUGAUUUUAUUUCUAUUAUUGAGAGAA